AUGCAACACGUAUUUCCAUUUCUCAAAGACGACGAAAAUGUAAUCGAUUCGGAUAAUGUGGUAUUUGUUCAUGACAAAGUCCCAUGUAUGCGAGCAAAUAUGACUCAACAUUUACUUCAAGACAACGAUAUAAAUUUUUGGGGAAAUGACACCUGGCCUGGAAAUUCACCUGAUUUGAAUGUAGCUGAACAUAUUAGAACAGUAAUUCAAAAUGAAGUUGAACAAAAAGUGUUAUCAGAAACGGAACAUGAUCGUUAUAAAGAAGAAAAAUUAAAAAAAUACCUUUCAUAUGUUUUGACAAACAUGGAAUCAAACAUUGAGUUAUUUGAAACUCUCUUAUGUUCUUAUCCAUCAUGUCUUCGUGCGGUAAAAAAUGCUAAUGGACACCAUACUGAUUAUUAA
Rotaria sp. Silwood2 is the source of this 402-nucleotide messenger RNA. Lineage: Eukaryota; Metazoa; Rotifera; Eurotatoria; Philodinida; Philodinidae. The record is from the annotation of a GenBank genome assembly.